Molecule: messenger RNA, 1797 nt
Organism: Equus quagga
Lineage: Eukaryota; Metazoa; Chordata; Mammalia; Perissodactyla; Equidae
Gene: MAPKAPK2
Product: MAPK activated protein kinase 2
Exons: 10
Coding region: 309-1514 (401 amino acids)
Biological process (GO): intracellular signal transduction; response to cytokine; vascular endothelial growth factor receptor signaling pathway
Cellular component (GO): nucleus; cytoplasm
Molecular function (GO): ATP binding; calcium/calmodulin-dependent protein kinase activity; calcium-dependent protein serine/threonine kinase activity
Source: RefSeq, a predicted model, not a curated record
CGGGCUGGGUACAUUGUCGCGCGGCGGCUUCCCCCCGGCCGGCCCCGCCGUCCCGCGUUCCACCGAGCGCCAGGCCCCCGGGGGGGGGGACGGAGGGCGGGCGCAGGGCCGGUGGGCGCCAGCGGCGCGCGGCGGGACCCACGGAGCCUCGCGACCCGCCGAGCCUGGAGCCGGGCCGGGGCGGGGAAGCCGGCUCCAGCUCGGAGCAAACUUCGCAGCCGGGCGGGGGGUGGCGGGGACCCCGUCCGGAGCCGGAGGAGGGGGCGGCCGCGGGCCCUCCCGCCUCUGCGCCCGCGUCUCCCGGCACCAUGCUGUCCAACUCCCAAGGCCAGACCCCGCCGGUGCUGUUCCCCAACCCGCCGCCGCCGCCGCCGCAGCCCCCCGCCCCGGCCCAGCCUCACCCCCCGGCCCAGCCGCCGCCGCAGCCCCCGCAGCAGUUCCCCCAGUUCCACGUCAAGUCGAGUCUGCAGAUCAAGAAGAACGCCAUCAUCGACGACUACAAGGUCACCACCCAGGUCCUGGGACUGGGCAUCAACGGGAAAGUUUUGCAGAUCUUCAACAAGAGGACCCAGGAGAAAUUCGCCCUAAAAAUGCUUCAGGACUGCCCCAAGGCCCGCCGCGAGGUGGAGCUGCACUGGCGGGCCUCCCAGUGCCCUCACAUUGUGCGCAUCGUGGACGUCUAUGAGAAUCUGUACGCGGGGAGGAAGUGCCUGCUGAUUGUCAUGGAGUGUUUGGAUGGUGGAGAACUCUUUAGCCGAAUCCAGGACCGAGGAGACCAAGCAUUCACAGAAAGAGAAGCGUCGGAAAUCAUGAAGAGCAUCGGGGAGGCCAUCCAGUAUUUGCACUCAAUCAACAUUGCUCAUCGGGAUGUCAAGCCUGAGAAUCUCUUGUACACCUCCAAAAGGCCCAACGCCAUUCUGAAACUCACUGAUUUUGGCUUUGCCAAGGAAACCACCAGCCACAACUCUUUGACCACUCCUUGUUAUACGCCGUACUAUGUGGCUCCAGAAGUGCUGGGUCCAGAGAAGUAUGACAAGUCCUGUGACAUGUGGUCCUUGGGUGUCAUCAUGUACAUCCUGCUGUGUGGGUAUCCCCCCUUCUAUUCCAACCACGGCCUUGCCAUCUCUCCGGGCAUGAAGAGUCGCAUCCGAAUGGGCCAGUAUGAAUUUCCCAACCCUGAAUGGUCAGAAGUAUCAGAGGAAGUGAAGAUGCUUAUCCGGAACCUGCUGAAAACAGAGCCCACUCAGAGGAUGACCAUCACGGAGUUCAUGAACCACCCCUGGAUCAUGCAAUCAACGAAGGUCCCUCAAACCCCACUGCACACCAGCCGCGUCCUGAAGGAGGACAAGGAGCGGUGGGAGGAUGUCAAGGAGGAGAUGACCAGUGCCUUGGCCACAAUGCGUGUGGACUACGAACAGAUCAAGAUAAAAAAGAUUGAAGACGCGUCCAACCCUCUGCUUCUCAAGAGGCGGAAGAAAGCGCGGGCCCUGGAGGCCGCGGCCCUCGCUCACUGAGCCGCCGAGCCGUCCUGCUCCGCUGGAGGACAAGCAAUAACUCUCGACCUGAGUCUGUUUUUUAAAUGAAGAGACACAGAACAAUCCACUUCCACGUCCCCUCCUCCUUGGCUACAUGGAGCCCUGAACCUCGUCAGAGGCUGAAUUCUGUCUUUGGUUCUGGCCACCCCAGAGAGGGAGAGACUGGGUGGUGGGAGGGCGUGGAGAGAAGGGAGCAAGAGGCUCUUGAACCUGUGCUCAUUUUGCAAUUUUAACAGUAAUUUGACUUAGAAUUUUUAUGAAA